AUGCCAUCCGACAAAGCAGCCUACCUGGCAGCACACUACCUCACCGCCGAGAAGAAAUCAUCAUCCGGUACAAAAAAGAGAAAAAGAAAGCAGACCACAGUCUCAACGGGCCUGCUCAUCCAAGACGACGAUGAAACCGGCUGGUCAAAUAUCCAACAAAACGACGACGAAAAUGACGAUGACCUUCCCGUCCAAGUAGCCGGCACAUCGGCCGAGUUCCGGCGCGCAAAGAAAUCCAACUGGAAGACCAUCACCGAUAACUCCUCCAAACCCAAAGAAGACGAUGCAGCCGCCGCCGCAGCAGCAGACGCAAUCAUUGCGUCGGCAGCAGCGGAGGCUGAAGCCGCGCGCAAAGCUGAAGAGGCAGAGAACAGGCCCGUCAUAGUCGGCGAAGGCGGAGUGGAACUCCCUCCUUCUGCAGAUGACGUCCCCCUCAUGUCGAACGGUACCCGCGCCGGCCUGCAAUCCGCCGCUGCGCUCACGGCCCAGAUGCGCGCGCAGCGUGAGGCAGAAAGGGAAGAACUCUCCCGGCUCAAGAAACAACGACAAAAAGACGGAACGGAGGAAGAAAUCAUCCUACGUGACGCGACGGGUCGUCGGGUGGAUGCAGCAUUCAAGCGGGCUGAGCUGCGCAAGGCACAAUUAGAGGCUGAGCGUAAGGAGAAGGAAAGGCAGAGGCUGCUGAAGGGCGAGGUACAGAUCGCAGAAGCAAGGGCAGCGAAGGAGAGGGAGCGAGAAGCGGCUCUGAUGCCGUUAGCUAGGGGGAAAGAUGACAAGGAGCUGAAUGAGGAGCUGAAGCAGGAGGGGAGGUGGCAUGAUCCUGCUGCCGAGUUCCUAUCUCCCGAGGAUAGGGGAAGAGGUGGGAAUAGGAAAGGGAAGAAGGAAAAGAGUAAAAGGCGGCCUACUUAUCAGGGCGCGUGGCCGCCAAAUCGGUAUAUGAUUCCGCCAGGGUACAGGUGGGAUGGGGUUGAUCGAGGGAAUGGACAUGAGGCGGAGAGGUUUAAGGCUAUGAAUCGGAGGGAGAUGAGGAAGGGGUUGGAAUAUCAGUGGCAGAUGGAUGAAUAA
Thermochaetoides thermophila DSM 1495 is the source of this 1065-nucleotide messenger RNA. Its product is annotated as putative pre-mRNA splicing protein. NCBI's taxonomy places the organism in Eukaryota, Fungi, Ascomycota, Sordariomycetes, Sordariales, Chaetomiaceae. The transcript has a single exon. Gene Ontology annotation, cellular component: RES complex; U2-type spliceosomal complex. Gene Ontology annotation, biological process: mRNA splicing, via spliceosome. The record is from RefSeq and is a predicted model, not a curated record. Gene Ontology annotation, molecular function: RNA binding. The coding region runs from base 1 to 1065 and encodes 354 amino acids.